This is a messenger RNA of Colletotrichum lupini, 963 nucleotides long. RefSeq lists its product as uncharacterized. The record is from RefSeq and is a predicted model, not a curated record. The transcript has 8 exons. The coding region runs from base 1 to 963 and encodes 320 amino acids. Lineage: Eukaryota; Fungi; Ascomycota; Sordariomycetes; Glomerellales; Glomerellaceae.
AUGCGAUACCGCAACGUCCGGGGCUUCUCAUUGCACGCCCAACCCGUAUUUUUGACCACUGGCAGACUCUCAAUGCCUCCCGGAUCUGACGGAGCGGGGGAUCAGCCACUCCCCCGUUACUUCGCAUGGGGGGCUGGUGCAGUGCGACUCGAGGCGGUGCAUCCUCCAAGGCAGAAAUCAGCUGCAGUCAUCGAUUGGAGAUGCCGAGAAUUGUAUUUGGGGGGCAAGGUACUCGUGAGGAGGGCAAAGAAGCUACCUUUGGAAUCUGACACCCGACUCGACUUGCCGUAUUUGACUUUUGAAUCUUUUGCCUUUGGGGACCUUUCUGAUGUUGAGUCACGUGCCAUCAACAAGUGUCAAUCCGUCAUCCUGGUAGCGAUGAGCCUGGAGAGACAGGGCAGAAACCCGCGCUGCGAUGGAGAGACCGUCUCGCUUGCGAACCAGACCCUGGGUACUUGUGGAAAGACAAACUACAAACUGAAAGUGCUAUCACCGUUUAUGAGGAGUAUUGAAAAUACCUCUUUGAAGAUUUGGCUGCAAAACAGGCGCAUCGUACAUUUACCCAACUUCUUGGGAUCAGAUAUGGACACAUCAGAUCUGACACAGCUGCUGAAAUGCGCGUCCGUCUUUCUUCCAUCCCACCCUUUCCCUUCUUCACCUUUCACCUUUGUUUCCUUCACACCCCCAGACGCAUCUCAGGUCUGGGCUCCCAACUCCCGUCCCCUCACCGCUCGGGAGGCUGACUUGGACUUGCAUAUACACCAUGGUCACCAGGCCCUCUUCCUGAUGCGCUGGCAUCUCUCCCUUACUUCCCAGCGUUGCAGUCGCAGUCGCCAGGGCUCUGUUUACCAUGUUUACCAGCAGCAACCUCAAGGAACCGUCAUCCAAAAGGACCCUAGAGAUAAACUCACCACCACCAUCCGACGGAAAACAAGCCUCGACAUCUUGUCGAUAAUCGGCUGA